ACGAGGAAGCAACGGGAGAGCUACGAAGAGUUGACGAUUGCACACAGGAGAAAUCUCCCCAACUUUAGAGUCCGUGUCUCCGAAAUUGGCGAAGAUUUCGCAGAUUUUUCGAGUCGGAUCAGAUGGCGGAGGGGGCUGUGCAUUCGCGAUAUGUGAAGUUGACUAAAGAUCAAGGGCCUGUGGAGGAGAUUAAGCCUGGGGAGCUCAAUCAGCCGAUAGAUGUUCCUCAGUUAAAUGUUCAUAAAUGCAAUGAAUGUGGACAACCUCUACCAGAAAGCUAUGAACCUCCAGCAAAUGAACCUUGGACAACUGGGAUUUUCGGCUGUGCUGAAGAUACAGAAAGUUGUUGGACUGGACUGUUUUGUCCAUGUGUUCUUUUUGGACGUAAUAUUGAGAGCUUGAGAGAAGACACUCCCUGGACCACGCCUUGCAUUUGCCAUGCCAUUUGUAUUGAAGGUGGCAUUGCACUUGCAAUAGGGACGGGGGUCUUCCAUGGUAUCGAUCCAAGGACAUCAUUUCUCAUCUGUGAGGGUCUGUUGUUUGCUUGGUGGAUGUGUGGCAUAUACACUGGUCUAGUUCGGCAAUCACUACAGAAGAAAUAUCAUCUCCAGAAUUCCCCAUGCGACCCCUGCAUGGUCCACUGCUGCAUGCACUGGUGUGCGUUAUGCCAGGAGCACAGGGAGAUGAAGGGACGCCUCUCAGAAGACCUCGUCAUGCCAAUGACCAUUGUCAACCCUCCCCCGGUUCAAGAGAUGAAUUCCGAAGAAAACAACCAGCAGGAUGCUGCACCAUCCUCUGCCAAGGGCACUGAGCACACCCAUUUGGAAAUGCAGGCUCUGUAGGACCACUCAAACACAUAAAACACAAUAAUAUUUAUGGGGAUUCUGUGUUGUGUUGCUCAUGUUUGUAGGAGUUUUGGACGACAUUUGUACAGAGCUGGAUUGAUGAGUGCUUCAGAGACCUAAAACCCCAGCUCUUCUUGAUACCUAGAAGUUUACAUUUAUCAAUUUAGAUACCUUCUUGUUAGGGGCUUGUUGGAAAUGGCAUGCAUAGUAUACGCCCUUUUUCUUUUUGGUUGCGUUC
Messenger RNA from Vitis riparia (riverbank grape), 1083 nucleotides. Its product is annotated as cell number regulator 6-like. Lineage: Eukaryota; Viridiplantae; Streptophyta; Magnoliopsida; Vitales; Vitaceae. The transcript has 5 exons. Bases 123 to 842 code for a protein of 239 amino acids. The record is from RefSeq and is a predicted model, not a curated record.